AUGAAGCCAAUCAAGGUGUGGAACACUAACGAGCAUGUGCCCACGGAGGUCAAGACUUUGGUUUAUGGAACUAACGUUGAUACUUUUUCCAUCUGUAGUGAGACCUACAAAGUAGAGAAAACGGAGCAGAAACUACAGAAAACGGAGCAGAAAAUACAGAAAACGGAGCAGAAACUACAGAAAACGAAGCAGAAAAUACAGAAAACGGAGCAGAAACAACAGAAAAUGGAUCACAAUUUACAGAAAACGGAACAUUACAGAAAAUGGACAACUUUAGAACCAACUCAAGCAACUUUAGAACCAACUCAAGUAACUUUAGAACCAACUCAAGUAACUUUAGAACCAACUCAAGUAACUUUAGAACCAACUCAAGCAACUUUAGAACCAACUCAAGCCACUUUAGAACCAUCUCAAGCAACUUUACAACCAACUCAAGUAACUUUAGAACCAACUCAAGCAACUUUAGAACCAACUCAAGCAACUUUAGAACCAACUCAAGUAACUUUAGAACCAACUCAAGCAACUUUAGAACCAACUCAAGCAACUUUAGAACCAACUCAAGUAACUUUAGAACCAACUCAAGCAACUUUAGAACCAACUCAAGCAACUUUAGAACCAUCUCAAGCAACUUUAGAACCAACUCAAGCAACUUUAGAACCAUCUCAAGUAACUUUAGAACCAACUCAAGCCACUUUAGAACCAACUCAAGCCACUUUAGAACCAACUCAAGCAACUUUAGAACCAUCUCAAGCAACUUUAGAACCAACUCAAGCCACUUUAGAACCAACUCAAGUAACUUUAGAACCAACUCAAGUAACUUUAGAACCAACUCAACCCACUUUAGAACCAACUCAAGCAACUUUAGAACCAACUCAAGCAACUUUAGAACCAACUCAAGCCACUUUAGAACCAACUCAAGCCACUUUAGAACCAACUCAAGCAACUUUAGAACCAACUCAAGCAACUUUAGAACCAACUCAAGCAACUUUAGAACCAACUCAAGCAACUUUAGAACCAUCUCAAGUAACUUUAGAACCAACUCAAGCAACUUUAGAACCAACUCAAGCAACUUUAGAACCAACUCAAGCAACUUUAGAACCAACUCAAGCAACUUUAGAACCAACUCAAGCAACUUUAGAACCAACUCAAGCAACUUUAGAACCAACUCAAGCAACUUUAGAACCAACUCAAGCAACUUUAGAACCAACUCAAGCAACUUUAGAACCAACUCAAGCAACUUUAGAACCAACUCAAGCAACUUUAGAACCAACUCAAGCCACUUUAGAACCAUCUCAAGCCACUUUAGAACCAACUCAAGCAACUUUAGAACCAACUCAAGCAACUUUAGAACCAACUCAAGCAACUUUAGAACCAACUCAAGCAACUUUAGAACCAACUCAAGCAACUUUAGAACCAUCUCAAGUAACUUUAGAACCAACUCAAGCAACUUUAGAACCAUCUCAAGUAACUUUAGAACCAACUCAAGCAACUUUAGAACCAACUCAAGCAACUUUAGAACCAACUCAAGCAACUUUAGAACCAACUCAAGCAACUUUAGAACCAACUCAAGCAACUUUAGAACCAACUCAAGUAACUUUAGAACCAACUCAAGCAACUUUAGAACCAUCUCAAGUAACUUUAGAACCAACUCAAGCAACUUUAGAACCAUCUCAAGUAACUUUAGAACCAACUCAAGCAACUUUAGAACCAACUCAAGCAACCUUCACAAAAAAAAUGGCGCUCCACAAUCCAAUUACAUUACCCGGCAAACACCCGGUCAUAACCCCAGUGUCGAUGGGUUUUUUCGCGUGUCGUAAUAGUCAAAUGAAUCGGCGGCGGGAGGUCACCGAGUGUGUCUGGUAA
Molecule: messenger RNA, 1863 nt
Organism: Procambarus clarkii (red swamp crayfish)
Lineage: Eukaryota; Metazoa; Arthropoda; Malacostraca; Decapoda; Cambaridae
Source: RefSeq, a predicted model, not a curated record